AGGUGAGGCGUUAUUUUAUGUACGUAUGAUUCCACAGGUGAUAUGUGCUCUGCGUUUCGACCUUCUACGGUUAAAGGACCAAAGACUGUAAAUUGUAUCAAGACAUCGCAAGUGCAACGCCCAAUGCGACCACCCUAGGCACGGAAGUCCCACCUUCCAGUAAAAACAGCCAAUCAUCAUCGAUUACUAACGAUUCUCUGGGGGACCUGGAAAGGGCUUUUUAGCUCAGUUUGAGGUUGUGGGUUAGAAAUACUUUGUUUUAUUAUAAUCUUAGAUGGCGAAUUAGGAAAUAUCUGUAUUUCCCCAUUCAAGUAGAUGGAACUUGGUCUCGUAUGACCGAAUAGGUGCACGGAGGCGUUGACGCCGAGUGGGGUGACUUUCCUUAAAGGAAAUUUGGUCGAACAAACCACUAUGAAGUGACAGGUGUGUGCCAUUUAAUGCAAACAGAACCGGAUGAUUUGAUCCUGGAGCUGAAACCCUCACACCAAAGUCCGAACCGGACCGGCACGCACUGCGAGACAUGGAGCGUCCGCUUCUCGCCCGGAGGAUCUUAUUUCGCCUGGUCCAUGGGCUUCGGCAUUGUGAAGAUCCUCUCGUGGCCGGUGACAUCCACAGAUAGUGGUGAAGAUGCAAAUAGUGAGAGGACGCUUCACUGCGAGCAGGCCGUAUGGGCUCUGGCAUUCGGACCCUGCCCGUCUCCCCGAGCGGAUCAGAACGGACAUGAACCUGACCUGCUUCUGGCCAUCGGCCUCAAUAAUGGUCUGAUCCAAGUCAGGGUUGUCUCAUCUGGAAAGCUGCUGUUUACUCUAAGUGGACAUCAGGCCCUUGUUAGGGAUUUGGUCUUCGCUCCAAAUGGAAGUCUUACUCUUGUGUCGGCCUCUCGAGACAAAACUUUAAGGAUAUGGGACUUGGCGAAGAAAGGUGUCAAUCCGCAUGUGCUGAGGGGUCCAAACUACUGGGUGUUCAAAUGCUCCAUAUCGCCCGACAGCAGUAUGAUCGCUUCACUGUGCAACUUUGACUCUAAGCUGUAUUUGUGGAGCAUGCGCUCCUAUACCUUUAUGAGACACAUCACCUACGACCACGAGCGCACUAUGGUGUCAUGCGACUUUUCUCCAGAUGGAGCGCUGCUCGCUGUCGCUUCAUACAAAUCUUCUACUGGCUGGUGGUUGGACCUGUGGGACCCUUACACGGCUGAUCUUCUGUCCAGAGUAGAGAACUGCGAGUUGUGCUAUAACAGAAGCGACUCUCUACCGACGUAUCUGAGUUUCUCUCCUGUUGGCCUGUUGCUGGCUUUCAAAGACUACAGGGCGUUACAAAUCUGGGAUGUGGAACGAGAUGAGUUAGUCACCGAUACAGAUCACAACCGUGCCGGUGGGUUGUGCUGCGCUUUCCAUCCACACGGGGGCGUCAUUGCUACAGGGUGUAGAAAUGGGCAGGUGAAGUUCUGGAGAGUUCCACGUCGUGUUCCGAGUCUCAAGCAUCUGUGCCGGACUGCCUCGAGGUUCUCCGUUUCGACCUAUCAGGUGGAGGCUCUUCCCUUGCCACCGAAAAUUCAGGAAUUUCUCACUUACAGGGACGUUCAGAAGCAAAAGACCUUAUGUUGUAAAAAACAUCACAGCUGAGGAGUGUUUGUGGCUU
Molecule: messenger RNA, 1638 nt
Organism: Triplophysa rosa
Lineage: Eukaryota; Metazoa; Chordata; Actinopteri; Cypriniformes; Nemacheilidae
Gene: wsb2
Product: WD repeat and SOCS box containing 2
Exons: 9
Coding region: 438-1622 (394 amino acids)
Biological process (GO): intracellular signal transduction
Molecular function (GO): protein binding
Source: RefSeq, a predicted model, not a curated record